Trypanosoma theileri is the source of this 9423-nucleotide messenger RNA. RefSeq lists its product as uncharacterized. Lineage: Eukaryota; Euglenozoa; Kinetoplastea; Trypanosomatida; Trypanosomatidae. The coding region runs from base 1 to 9423 and encodes 3140 amino acids. The record is from RefSeq and is a predicted model, not a curated record. The transcript has a single exon.
AUGUGGGCCGCCUCCCGUGCAUGGCGACGGCUAAAUAAUACGAUUGCCAUUCUUUCCACACAUCAUCCCAUCACUACAACAGUGAGAUGCAUAAACUCCAUUACUGCAGAUAAUACUCCUAUUGUGAAGAGUGAUAAUAAUAAUAAUAAUAGUGAUAAUGAUGAUAAUAAUAAUGUGAGUGAAGGGCGAACACGUGCGGAAAUGCAGCAGCACUCAACACGUCUCCUUCGACGACUUGUAUGGCGAGCAAAAGAGGCACUACUCACAUCUACGAUAUCCACAAACACUUCUACUUCUACUAUUAUGAAAAAAGGAACAGAGAAGAGAAUAGGGAGAUUAAAGAAAUCAUCCAAUCGAGUUGUCUAUCCUCGUAUUACAAAUGUGGAUGAAACUGGAUUAUUUGAUGUGGAAUGGAAUGAGGGGAAUUUACAAUCUACACAAACUUCACGCAAACGUUCAUCCAUGAAUACUAUUCCCACAACUGUACCAACAACUUUAUUAAAGUCUCCCUUAUCACCAGAUGCGGCUAUGAUGAUAUUGUGUAAACUACUUGCCGUCACGUUGAAGGGACGAAGAAAUGGAGUGGUGGGGGAAUUUUUCUCACAAGAUAUAUCAAACAUUCGAUUGCCAUUGUAUGCUAAUGAAACAGCUGUGGCUCCAUUAAGUCGUCAACUUCGAUUUUGGGGAGAAUUACGAGAAUGGAAUGAACUCAUCGCCUGUGCAACUAUUACAUUUGAUCAAGUUAGUCAACACUACACAGAGGAAGAGGCACUACGGCGUGUUAUCUGUGAGUUCUUGAAUACAUUAGACACUCUCUCUCUCCCUACAGAGAUAAGAGGAACAGCAGUAAAAGGAAAACGACAUUAUAAAGAUAAUUAUAUACAUGAAGAGAAAACAGGGACAUCAUCUCAACAAGAUACAUUACCGAAUACACUCUGGCGAGUAUCUAUGUUGUGUCGAUUGAUGGAAGGAAUAAUGCUGCAGGCACAAUCAUCAUCAUUAUUAUUAUCAUCAUCAUCGUCCUCUUCUUCUUCUUCUUCUAUGCCGAUGAACUCCUCCACUGAAGGACAUUCUUCUGUAAAGAAGAAAACAAAACCUAACGAAAAGGAGGAAAUGGAAAAUCAUCAUCAUCAUCAUGAUAAUAAUAAUAAAUCUAUUCGAUUGCAGAGGGUUGUGUAUUGUAUGAUCUCUGAAAUAGAAAAACGUGUAUUUACAGUUCGUGAUACAAAUGGAUAUAUAGAACCAUUAGAAGGUUUGGAAGCACUUUUUAUUAAGGCAUUUCAUCUCUGUUCUGGACAGGAACAUCAUGGGAAUAAACAACAUACCCUCACAUUCAAAGGGGCAUUAGGUGAUGCUCUUCUCUCCUGUUGUGCAGCCUAUUGUAAAAUCAUUCCUAUUUAUCUAACUACUACUACUACUACAUCUACGCAAAGGGAAUUGGGCCAAACAACAACGCAUAAAGAAAAUUGUACAGUGAAGAUGAUUCGUACGAUUCGUCAUUGUUGGUUGCGACAAAAAAGAAUUGUACCUCAUCACGGCAUUCGACUUGCCUUUUGGUGGCUGCGACUCGUACCUGUUUUACUAGAAACCUUAUUUGACACCAUCACACACUUGAGUGGUACUUCACACCCUAAUGGAGUCCGAACCAUUAAUGAUAAUAAUAAUAAUAGUAAUAGUAAUAACCCACAAUUGGAGUUAGUGCAGACAGAACUUAUUGCUACUAUUAGUGCUAUGCUCUACUUUGAUGAGAAUGCGUAUGAGGAACGUAAAGCCAUUCUUUCCGUUCAACAUGAGACGGGGAAUGAUACGAGUAAAACUGGAAAAGAUGAUGCCAAUAGUAGUAAUGAUAAGGAUAGUGAUGGAGGUAUUAGUAAUAAUAAUAAUAAUAAUAAUAAUAAUAAUAUGGAUGAUGGACGCUUUAAUAGACCUCGUAGUGGUCGUUCCAUGUUUAAAAAAGGUGAUGAAGAUGGUGUAUUGUUAUCAAAUCCCACAGAAACAACCCGAAAAUCUUCUCGAUUUUCAUCACGGAGAUUAUGGGAAGAUGGUAUCGUCUCAUCAGAACACCUUGGCAAUACAGAUAAUAGUAAUAAUAAUGAUAAUAGUCAUAAUACUAAUACUAAUAAGGGUGGAAUGACUAUAGAAACCUCUGAGAAUAGUCCCUUGUUUGAUAUUAUUGUAGCUUCAAAGGAUGCCGUUAUCCAACUUUCGGAUUCUCAUUCUGUAGAUUUACAACACCGUACGUGUGCUUUAGAAAAUACCUGGUUAUCCUUACUCAUUGCAUAUCGUCGUGUACAAGAAAUAAAUACAAAACGACCAGAUGGAGGAGUUAAAAUGGGUAAAAGUAUAUAUGAGUUUAAAUCCCAAGAAUCAUCCGAAUUGGUUUUACCACUCUUUGUUACUGUGAGUUUACGACUCUUUGCGGCUACCUUCGCUGCUGCUGUUCAACGUGUAUAUGAGUUAGCGGAUCCAUUAUUUACUCGAGAUGUGAAUAUCAGGCGAGCUGUGGGUCUCACUAUAGUGGCAGGCACACAAGAAACACUAUUGCGAAAUCAUUACUACACCGAUGCUCUUGCGAGUAACUGGUGGUUACGCAGUGGAGCCCCACUUCUCCUACAAUAUCCUUCACAACAACAGCAUCUCAUACAAUUAGUUUCCCCAUUUCAUGCUAUAUUAGAAGAGAAUCUUGUUAAUUUAUUGGUACAACGGGCACGUUGUAGUGGGAAUAGUGAUUGGUUAAAACAUUCUACAGAAACGGCAUUGAAAUGUCUUUCGCAUGCUUUUUAUCUUUCUCCACUUGUAAAACAAUGGACAUGUGCAUUAGUGCUUUCUAAUAUUCGUGCAGCUACCAAUUUAGUACGGACAACUAGUGGUAGUGGUAGUCAAGAUACAUCCCGAACAAUGAUGCGAGAGUGGGUAUUAGGUGUCUUUUCAUCUUUUCUCACAACACUUACGGGAGAUGCAGAACUUCUUCUUUUAAAUGGAUAUGCCGGAUUUAUUGAUGCUCUCUUUGAAAUGCACCUUAGACUUGGUACAGAUCAGGAAGAGAUGAUGCGGUUUGGUGAUCAGUAUUUAUUAAAACUUUGUCUUCCUGCUAUACUGGGAAGUCUUGCAAAGAGUGCAGAUGAGGAUGAUGCGGAAACACACUCGGCAACAUGUGAAUCAGCUCUUUUUAUUCUUGCAGAAUUGUCAAGAUUUGCUUCCUGGCCAAAUGUAAGAUUAGAAACUGUACUUCGCAGUGAUGCGAAUGAUCUUCUUAUUCGUACGGCUGUUUAUUGUCUUCGACAUGCAAGGCGAGGAGGUGGAAAGCGUGCGAGUGGAUAUGGUUUACCCGCCGCGCAGUUACCUACAGAUAAAAGUACAAUCACAGAUAUUAUUAUGAAUAGUAAUAGUAAUGGUAGUAGUAGUAGUAAUACCAUUACGUAUUUGUUAACAAGAGGAAAUCGGGCUUCCUAUUUACAAAUACUCGAUCUUAGUAAUCGUCUUUUACCCUUUUCACGUGUCCAAUCAUUAUAUAGUGGACGUGAGAAUAGUUGUAUGACGGCUUUACAACAUUACUUGCAGGGUUUACAUCGUGUACCGUGUACUUCUUAUGUUCCUUCGUCUUCUUUAUCCCCUUCAUCCUCUUCUUCUGUCAGUAUUGAAAAACAACUGGUGGAAGAGUCUGUGAAGUGUUUAACUUUCAUGGCAAGUACUUCUAUUAGUGCUCAUGUUCUUGGUUAUCUUGUUCGUUUUAUGGAACACUAUUUACGUGAACAGGAACGACUUUCACGUACACCAUUAGAUCCCACUCCAUCUCUUCAUCAUACUAUCACUAAUGGAAGUAUUGUAUGUCGAGAAAAAGCCAUGUCUUCACUUGCACGUGUAGAAGAAGCCCCAUUAGUGUUAUUAGAUUAUAUGGGAUAUCUUAGUUCUGCAGGGAGUUGGACUAUGGUAACAUGGGCUUUUAAUCUCGCAGAGACUUCUUUAAAGAUUAGACGUAAACGUCAAUUAGCGACCACCACAUCUGUAGAAGAAGUAGCUACAACAGCUAUUCUUUCUCAAUUACGUGCUCUCUCUGUUCCCAGCACACCGAGAUUACCGCAUAAUAUGUUAAGAAGUAUUCUCUGUCUCUCGGAUAUGAUGUCGGAUUCCACGCUUACACUGUUGGGAUUUGAUCGUGGUUCUCCUUUGCAGGGUUUACUUCGACACGCCACUCGUGGAGAGUACCGAACAAUGUUUUUUGCAAUGAAACAAGCAGUAGUGCUUUUACAACGGGCUUCUGUGAAAUACCGUGGAUCUACAUCUACACGUCGUAAGGAAAGUGAUGUGGAUAUGAAUGAAAAAGAUACAGAUAUGAUGGAAAUGGAACAGGGAGAAGAGUAUGGAAUGUAUUUUACAACACUAGCGGUAAAUCGUAGUCCUGAAGAAGAACGACAGUUGCGAAUGUUUCUUGAUUGUCUUGUUGUUUGUUUCGAUGCGGUGUUGGAUGCUAUUCGUUGCUGUGCACUUCAGCAAGAUGCCCUUGAUGAUGAACUUCGUGAUGUUCUCCUGUUAGCAUUACAAACACUCUCUCGUGUCUUGCAAGGAUGUAUACGGGCUAUUCUUCAUGUACCUAUUGAAUUACAAGAACAAUUUCAUGCUGAACGAGCUCAAAUGUUAUGGGUUAGUUUAUGUGUUACAGCCUUAUUAGGAAAAGUUGUGGCCGUUGAUUACAGACGUGUUUGUUUUACAGGAACAAUUAGACGAUCUACGGAAUCUCUUUUAGCUACUAUUGAUGAACUUGUAGAGAAGUGUAGUAAGACAUCUCAUAUCCAUAUGAAUAACAAGAAACAGCAGAAGCGGAAAAAGAAUAAUAAUAAUAAUAAUAAUAGUGAUAGUGGGGAAUCUAAAGAUAUAGUAGAGAGUACUGAAUCACCUUUACUGGAUACAUUAACUGAAAGUUUACAAUCUAUUUUACGAGAUCUUCAAGUUUCUCAUCGUCUCGCGAUACGAUUAGGCCUUGGAAUGCGACAACGUACAGAUAUCACCGCACUUCUCACAUCAUUGCGUACACUUGCGGUGGCCUCCGCGCGGUAUAAACCAGCAGGUUGUAUUAUCCACCGUGUCUGGCGAACCCUCUGUGAGGAAAUUGUACAAACAAAGAAGUCAAGAAGUCGAAAAGGGAAGAAAAGUACUUCCACAGCCAUUUCCCCUAAAUUACAUAUUCCAUCUAGAGAAGAAUUACGUCUUCUUUUAGAAUCUUUUCGUGAUUUAGAGAAUGAAUUGAGGGAAGUUGUGGCUUCACGAACCACACAAGGACGUCAUUCGGAUUGUGUAGUGGAAUGGACGUGUGAAUCUGCCGCCGUGGUGAUUGAAAAUGUUGUGGAGGAUCCAUCCUUAUUACAUGUAGAGCGUCCACGGCAGGAUUAUAAUAAUAAUAAUAAUAAUAAUAAUAAUAAUAAAAGUAAUAGUGAUGGCGAUGAACUCUCAGUAGAUGAUAAUGAUGAUGAUGUUGUUGUUGGAUCUUCUUCUUCUUCUUCGGCGGCGGCGGUGUCUAUUAUGGAUCCACACAGUACGAAUGGUAUGAUCGAUAUGGAGGCUGCAGUGUUAUUAGAAGAAGGAGAAGGAAAUGGUGUCAUUUCAAAUACAGAAGCAAUAGAAUUAUUAAUUCGACAAUGUCGUCGUGUACGGAUGUCUUCAGGAACAGGUGCUGUGGCCGAUACCGCCUCUGCCAUUCCACAAACAUCACGUAUCAUAUUAACACAUUUUAAUUGUCUUUCUAUUGUUUUUCAUCGAUGUACUUUACGAGAGAUUGUGGGGUUUCCUUCUUCUGAAGUAAUCUUUGCUAGUUUUGAUUCUCUCACGCAUUGGCGAUCACCUGUGCCUGUGGAGAAGCGCCGUAAACUCUGGGCACAUCUCACUUCCGAGUGGCGAAAGGAAUUCUUAGAACCCUAUCGUACACAAUUUGAUCAUCAACAACAGGAAUUACUACAGUUGGUCCAGCGACAACGAUCCUUAACACAGUUUGGAGAAAAAGAAACUACUACUAUUAAUAGUACUAAUAAUAAGAGAAUGAUGAUUAAUUAUGAAAAUGAAGAGACUGCAAAAUAUAUUAGUGCUCUCUUCUCUCUAGAAGAGAAUAUCAUGGCACAACUCGCCCGACAUAAUGCGGGAGUUGUACCAGAAGAUGUGGAACUUCCUUAUCAUGAUGAUAUCAACACUUUAAUAGUGAAAAGAAAAAGAGAAGGUAGUAAUACACAUACGAAGAAAUCACAAUCUCAUAAUAAUAAGGAAAAAGAAAAAGAAGAACAAUAUCCAGAACAACAAGUUCCAUUAGAUGUUCUUCUUACUAUUUUAGGUGAUCUUCCACGUGGAUUGCGUGAGGAACCAGAGUUGGAAGAGUUAGCUAGAACCAUUAUCACAUAUCUUGCACGGCAACAUGUUCUUCUACGUCCACGAUGUGAUGGAAAUGCUGUGAAUUUAAUUAAAUUUAUGCAAUUACCUCAACAUCAUGGACCACGUUUAUACCAACGACGUCGUCUUCCACUUACCUGCUCUAGUGCGACUCCUGUAAAAAAUUGGUUUUUAAGUUCAGAAGAUCGUCAAAGAGUUACAGCAGCUAUGAAAGCUGUAGGAAUAACAUCAGAUUCGGCUGAAGAAGCUUUAUUUGAAUAUAUGCGAUCCUCCUGUUUGUAUAUGCAUUUACUGGCAUUUGCAGUAAAUGUCUGUCAUCAUUUCCGUUUACUUGGAACUAUUAGUACUAGUAACAGUACUAAUACUACCACUUCUACUACUAAUAGUACUAAUACUAAUAAUAAUAAUAGUAGUAGUAGUACGAAUAGUAAUGGUAGUGGGAGAAGGCAUGGAAUGGAUGAUGAUAGUGGAGAGGGAUCCACCACGGUAUUUAGUGGUACAUUCAACAGACAUGGAGCCGAUGGACGUUUAACCGAACGACGUUUACUCGCCAAUGCCCGUCAAACAGAGGCAGAGAAUGUAAAUGCCAAUUUAUUAGAAAAUAUAUUAUUACAUUUCUUAAAUGUAACGUGUGCUAUGAUGGAUCACACAGACUUUAUUACUCAUCGGGCCAUUAGUAUCGCUAUUACACCAGGCUGUGAGGCGGAAAAGGCACAAAAGGCUAUUCACUAUGCAGAUGAAUUACGUAUGAUGAUUGCUGUUGUCGUGCAAGAUACACUACGGUUUUUACUGCGUAGUGCUCCACAUGGAUUUUCACUUGCACGUCGAGUGGUUCAUCGUAUUAUUGGUAGAUUCUCAUGUGAUGUGAUACCCAUACCAUCAUCAUCAUCACAGAGUAGUAACAUCAAUGAUACUAAUAAUGAUAAUAACAGUAUGGAUCCUACUACGGCUGGUAAUAAUAGUAGUAAUAGUAGUAGUAGUUAUCAUAGCAAUAACAAGCAUCAAAAUAUGGCUUCUAUCCUAACAUCUGUUAAUACUAUGGCAUUAGAAGAAUGGCAAUCUAAACGACCGGAACUCUUUCUCCGCUCGCCUACACUUCUUGCCGUUCUUUCACCAUCAUUCUUCAAUGAAGUUCUUUCUCAACAUAUUCGUAGUGCAUUGGGAGUCACCGUCACACAAGUUGUGGCUUCUCUUCAUUUCUACUUGCGAAGGCCGGAUGCUCAUUUGGCUCCUUUAAUGUCUGCAACUGCAGGGAUUUUAUCUAAUACAUAUACCCGUAAUGCCGCUAUGCGUCUCUUUUGUGAAGAGUUGUGUGAACAAAUUGUUGGACGUGAUAGUUUCCAUGAUGCUCUUGCCCCACCAACUGUUGCUUCUAUUCAACGAGGAGCUGCUGGAUCUGUACCGAAUGAAGUUCUUAUUCCUUUUCUCGCCGCACUUUGCCGUGAGGAUGUGUUUGUGAAGAAGAAUGCCUUGGCGAUUGUUCUCUACCGUAGUAUGAGUCUUCGCCCGGAUGUGUUUGGACAACCACCAACAGAAGAUCGCUUCUCUAAACUCGCACUUGCCAGAAGAAACAAUAGUGGUAUUAAUAGUAAUAAUAAUAGUGGAUCUACACUAGUUUCAAAUACGAAUACUACUAUUAAUACUACGGGUGGUACUAUUGUGAGUGGUAGUGAAAGUUCAGUAAAGCGUCGGUUGAGUUUAGGUGUUUCCUCUACAGAUGUGGUACUGGAAAGCCCCUUAACAUCUGAUACUAGUACGAUCAACACAACAAUGGGAGAUCAUACAUUAGAUGAUGAUAAUGAUAAUGAUAAUGAUAUCUUAUCUUCAGCUGUAGGUGAGGAAGAACAAGGUGAUGUGGAUGCCCUCACCCGCUUUAAGGCUGAUCAAGCAGAUCAAACAGCAUCUCUCACUCACAAACGUGCUUUAACGGCAUUGAGUCUCACAUUAGCAGAAGUGAUGGAAACAGCAAUGCAUUUUGCUUUCAUGCGGCAGUUAACAUUAGAAGAAUAUAAAAAAGCCACGGCGAUGAUACGCGCUGCGGAUGAUGCUCGACAUGAGAGAGUUGCCGCCUUUCGAAGUUCCGCUCCCGUCAUAACACGUUCCUUAACAGGUUGUGAUGUAUACACUUCUGAUGAUAGUGGUGUAAAUACUUCAUCUACCAGUAAUAAUAAUAGUGAUAAUAAUAAUAAUAAUAAUAAUAAUAAUAAUAAUAAUAAUAAUAAUAAGGCUAUAAGUACUACAACCAUAUCAUCAACAUCAUCAUCAACAACAACAGGAGUAGUAGCAGCAGCUGGUCAUCCCGAUGCGGCACUUCAUAUUGAAGAUCCAAUGCAUUUUGGAGUUGUGAUGCUUCACAUUCGUUUUGCUCUUCGAAAGAUCAUUCAUGCCUCUAUGCGGCGUCUCGCCCCGCAACAAGGACCAAAGACAUUAUCAAUGAUGAUUGAAAUGCUGCGUGAGAUGGAUCCAAAGUGGCAUUCAGGCCCUAAUAAUGAACACCGACAUCAAUCCGAUACAAUGCUGGCAGGAACUUUACGAGUACUGGUGGCUCGAUCGGUGGUUUGUGUGGAUCUUGCGGGUGGGGCCGGUGAUGAGAUUGGGGGCGGGGCCGGGGGAAUUGCCAUGAGUGCAUCUGGACUCCAACGAACAGAGAGAGCACUCUUUUUAGUGCAACGGUGGAAACCAAAACAUCAUCAUCAUCAUAGUAAUAAUAAUAAUAACAAUAAUAAUAAUAGUAAUAAUAAUAGUAAUAUUAAUAAUAAUAAUACUGGUAACAAGAAGAAGCACAACACGAGUUGGGGUGGUGGUAAUGACAAUAGUAGAGUCGGAUACAACAGAGGGAGAAGCAGAGGAGGUAAUGAUUACAAGACUGGCAACAACAGCAACCGCAGCAGCAGUGGUAGUAAUAAUAGUAAUAAUAAUAAUAAUAAUAAUAAUAAUAAUAACAAUAGAAGCAGCAGAAGCUCUAAUCACAAUUGGGGUGGUGGUGGAGUUCUCUCUUCUAGCACUCAAAGAUCUUCUGGACGGGGCACACAAAUGCCGUUUAAGAGAUAA